This is a messenger RNA of Zygotorulaspora mrakii, 1572 nucleotides long. It is a transcript of the gene NUR1, whose product is annotated as Nur1p. Gene Ontology annotation, biological process: regulation of exit from mitosis; maintenance of rDNA. Lineage: Eukaryota; Fungi; Ascomycota; Saccharomycetes; Saccharomycetales; Saccharomycetaceae. The record is from RefSeq and is a predicted model, not a curated record. Bases 1 to 1572 code for a protein of 523 amino acids. The transcript has a single exon.
AUGCCUUUUGGAUCACCCAGGGCUUCUACGACGUCCAUUGAUGAGAGUGGAAAAAUGAAAGUCACGACGAAUUCAGAUACGCGGGAUAGUCUUGAGGAUGAGAGAAUGAGCUAUUUUACCAUGCUCACAACUUCGCCAUCAGAUUGGCAACUUAUUUUGAAUGAAAAGUUGGCACUAAUCGAUUGGGAUGCCAAAGCGAGUACACUGGCACAGCCUUGCGGGAAUGCUUUGACAAUUCUAUUUUUUAUUAUACGUCUCCUACAGGACAAUUUGAUUAAACCAAAUUUUCUCAAGUUGAAUGCUGUUGGCGAUGCUUUCGAUUUUGCAAAGUCUGAGAAGUUGAGGCGGUAUGAUUACCUUUUGGAAUAUUCCAUUAAGUCAGGAAAUGCAGCAAAAUCAAAAGGGGAACUGUAUUUUAUAUCCCUCGGACGACUGGCGAGAAUACUUGAUGUGUCGAUAAAGGUUCUCAUUGUAUGGAAUAUUUUAUCAACAUACCGUUUUUUAUGUGUUUUUUACAAGACAUACUCACUGUUUCAUCUACAAAGCAUUCCAAAAUCAGACAAUUUGACGAAACACAGUUUAACUGGAAUAAGCAACGAUGAAGCAAGGUACCAGAGACUAGCUAAUGGGUCUUUGUGGAGCUUGGUCAAGUCUCUAUUUUUGCGUGAUGGUAGAAGUGGUCAAGUUGAUGGAUAUUCUAAUGAGAGUAAGUAUUAUUACAAAUUAAGGAAGUGGGCACCAUCAAAAUUUAGCGCAGUUUUUUUCGUAUCAUUUCCACCAACGUGUAUUGCCUUCUUGUUCUUUUCGGAGGUUUCCUUUAGAACGCUUUUUGCAGUAAUAAUACAUCAGUACCUUCUCUACUUUCUCGUCACUAAACGCUAUGAGCAGAGGUUAACAGAUGAUUUAAUUACAGUAAGUGCUGCAAAUGCGGAAAUUGACGAGAAGUUUAUAAAACCGAGGUUUUCAAAAGUACAUCAGGAUGUACAAGUUGAUGCAACCCCCUACGGCAAUGGAUAUGUCCGGUUUUUUCCACCGUCAAAUAAAUCGCAUCUAUUCAAGGCACAUUCUCUUGAUGGAAGUGUAAUCACCGAGCAAUACAAUACAGAUACUGAGCAGUUUGAUACACUUUCUGCAGAGCUGGACGUAACUCAAAAUACGAUUGUCAAGCCGCCACACCUUCAUCCGUAUAUGUUUUACAGAGAUCCCUAUCACCCUCAUUACGACAGGUUUCGGCAAGCUGGGCAAAAUAUUUGCUACAGUCGAGAGGGAAGCCCAACAAGGAUGAGUACACCGCCAGGAUUUUAUUCACCGGCAGUGUCUACCGCUUCUGGAAUGUCUACACCCUAUUUUAGACCAGAAAGAUCCUCAACAUUUAUGAACGCUGUCCCCGCUAAACAAACCAUGAAUAAUAAGAACUCUGUAGGAGUGACUCAAUCGAGAAAAGGCUCUAAAAGUCCUCUGAGACUGUCACUUUUGUCAACCAGGAAUUCGGGCGAUGAAGAUAUAAAACGAAUGAGAAUACCAAAAUUGUCACUAUCAUCUAGAAGCUCUAGCAAAAGUCCGACACGUUGA